Suhomyces tanzawaensis NRRL Y-17324 is the source of this 2909-nucleotide messenger RNA. It is a transcript of the gene ARG5,6, whose product is annotated as bifunctional acetylglutamate kinase/N-acetyl-gamma-glutamyl-phosphate reductase. Gene Ontology annotation, cellular component: mitochondrion; mitochondrial matrix; cytoplasm. Bases 228 to 2810 code for a protein of 860 amino acids. The record is from RefSeq and is a predicted model, not a curated record. Gene Ontology annotation, biological process: L-arginine biosynthetic process. Gene Ontology annotation, molecular function: acetylglutamate kinase activity; NAD binding; L-glutamate N-acetyltransferase activity, acting on acetyl-CoA as donor. Lineage: Eukaryota; Fungi; Ascomycota; Pichiomycetes; Serinales; Debaryomycetaceae. The transcript has a single exon.
CUACUGCUUUACCCAGCGUUUGUGUCUGCUCAAACAGCGCCCCUGGGUGAACCGGAAAUGCCCCAACAUCUCGCUAUCAGGGUGUAUCUCACUGAUCUCAAACCGCGCUUAACCAAGAAAAAUUACUCUAAUUGGACGGUGUGAGUCAACCAAUCUAUACCCAUAAGAAAUGAAAAUUUUUGUCACCAAUUCUAUUUUUCUUACCACUUUCUUCUUCUUGUUCCCAUAUGUUGAGACAAGCUACCAAAUCAUCCAUUAGCCGCAGGCUAAGUGGCGUUUCUAAGCUCGCCGUCAAGUCGGGACUCAAGGCUACCGUGGCCUCGUAUCUGACUUCCAGGGCUGUCCCAGCCACCAGACCAUACUCCACCAGAUCUACGGUGGUCCAACUCUUGAACAACAUUGGUUCCAAGAGAGAGGUUGAGCAGUACUUGAAGUACUUCACCUCGGUGUCCCAGCAACAAUUCGCUGUCAUCAAGGUGGGUGGUGCCAUCAUCACCCAACAAUUACCUGAGUUGGCCUCCUGUUUGGCCUUCUUGUACCACGUUGGACUUUACCCCAUCGUUCUUCAUGGCACUGGUCCUCAAAUCAAUGAGUUGUUGGAGAACGAGGGCGUUGAGCCUGAGUAUAUCGACGGUAUCAGAAUCACCAACCCCAAGACCAUGGAAGUGGUCAGAAAGUGCUUCUUGGAACAAAACUUGAGACUUGUCACCGCCUUGGAAAAGAUGGGUGUCCACGCUAGACCAAUCACCACCGGAGUUUUCGGUGCUGAAUACUUGGACAAGGACAAGUACCAGUUGGUGGGUAAGGUCAAUUCCGUCAACAAGUCGUCCAUUGAGGCCGCCAUUGAAGCUGGAUACUUGCCUAUCUUGACCUCGUUGGCUGAGACCCCAUCGGGCCAAUUGUUGAACGUUAAUGCCGAUGUGGCUGCUGGUGAAUUGGCCAGAGAAUUUGAGCCAUUGAAGAUCGUUUACCUUAACGAAAAGGGUGGGAUCAUAAACGGAAACACUGGCGAAAAGGUCAGUGUUAUCAACUUGGACGAAGAGUAUGAAGACUUGUUGAAGGAAAGCUGGGUCAAGUAUGGCACCAAGUUGAAGAUCAAGGAGAUUCACGACUUGUUGCAACACUUGCCAAGAUCUUCUUCCGUCGCCAUCAUUGACGUGGACGAUUUACAAAAGGAGUUGUUCACCGAUUCUGGUGCCGGUACAUUGAUCAGAAGAGGUUACAAGUUGAUUAAUAGAAACAGUCUCAAGGAGUUUGGUAACCCAGACUUGUUAAGAAACGCUUUGUUAAGAGACCCUGAAAUCAAGUCUGGAAAGUUGUCGGUUGCUUCUUACUUGAAGACCUUAGAAACCACUUCUUUCAAGAGUUACGGUGACGAACCCUUAGAAGUGUUGGCCAUUGUCAAGGAUGACGCCCAAAUACCCAAGUUAGACAAGUUCUUAUCGUCGAAAACUGGAUGGUUGAACAACGUCACCGACAACAUCUUCAACUCCAUUAAGAAGGACUUCAGUUCUUUGUUCUGGGUGGUUCACGAAAACGACUCCAACUUGUCCUGGUACUUCUCCAAAUCCGAUGGCUCCUUCGCCAAGAACGGCGAAAUCUUGUUCUGGUACGGGUUGAACACCGGUGAAGUUUCCAACUUGAUCAAGGAAUUUGAUUCUUCCAACAUCGGCUCGUCACUCUCAUCCUCCAAGGAAUCUGGUGUGUUCAGCUCACCAACCCAAAAGAGAGGUAUUCACACCAAGACAUUUGGAAUUAGAUCCUUCCACUCUAGUUCUGCCAAUUUCAGCUCCAACCCUAACCCUCCGGUGAAGGAAGGUACCAACACCAAGGUCGCAAAGGUCGCCUUGAUUGGUGCUAGAGGUUACACUGGUCAAAACUUGAUCAGCUUGAUUGACAACCACAAGUACUUGGAAAUCUCCCAUGUCUCUUCUCGUGAACUCGAAGGACAAAAGUUACAAGGCUACAACAAGGGUAACAUUGUUUACUCUAACUUGCAAGUCGAAGACAUCAAGAAAUUGGAGGAGAACAAUGAAGUAGACGUCUGGGUGAUGGCUUUACCAAACGGUGUGUGCAAACCCUUUGUUGAUGCCAUUGAGUCUGUUGCUUCGUCGAACUCGAAGAUCGUCGAUUUAUCAGCCGAUUACAGAUUCGACACCACUGGCGAAUGGACCUACGGUUUGCCAGAGUUGAACUCCCGUCAGCAAAUCGCCAAGGCCAAGAAGAUCUCCAAUCCAGGUUGUUAUGCCACUGCUGCCCAAUGUGCCAUUGCUCCAUUGAAGGAAUACAUCAACGGUACACCCAACAUCUUUGGUGUUUCAGGUUACUCUGGUGCUGGUACCAAACCUUCGCCAAAGAACGAUGUCAACUUCUUGGCCAACAACUUGAUCCCAUACUCCUUGACUGACCACAUUCACGAGAAAGAAAUCAGUAACCAGUUAGGCUUGGAUGUUGCUUUCAUGCCACACGUCGCCCAAUGGUUCCAAGGUAUUUCCCACACCGUUUCCAUUCCAAUCAAGAAGGGCUCCUUGACCUCCAGAGAAAUCAGAAACAUUUACCAAGAAAGAUACCAAGGAGAACAAUUGAUAACCGUGAGUGGUGAAGCCCCAUUGGUCAGAGACAUCAGUGGAAAGCACGGUGUUGUCAUCGGAGGAUUCGCUGUCAACUCAAAGGAAGACAGAGUGGUUAUUGUGGCCACCAUUGAUAACUUAUUGAAGGGUGCUGCUACUCAAUGUUUGCAAAACAUCAAUCUUUCCAUGGGCUACGGAGAGUACGAGGGUAUUCCAGAUGACUUGGAGAUCAGAGGUUAAAGUUACAGGGAGAAUCUGACGAACGCUACGUAGAACAUACAAUAUAAAUUAGUAAUUAGGCACAGGUAGACCCCGGAGUGAAUGAAAUUAAGGAAGUUA